AACAGACGGAGCUGCUAAGACCUUAAACGUCGGUCCUCGGCUAUUUUUUUUUAUUAUUAUUAUUAUUUUCUCCACAGCAUGGUGUCCCAAAGACAGGCCCGGGUGUGGAGGUACGUGGAGGAAGGGAGUCUUUUAAAACUCAAAUCGUACCUACGGAAGCGCCGGGACCUGGAUGUGAACUUCACCCGGGGCAAGAAGCAGAGGAGCCCGCUGCAUCUGGCCUGCUCGCUGGGAGACGACGCUGUUCUGCGGUUGCUGCUUAAACACGGAGCCGAUGUUCUUCAGCAGGACCGGAGGGGAGACACGGCGCUUCACAUCGCAGCCAACAAGGCCUUGAAACACGGGAAAACAGUUUAUGAUGAUUUGGUUGUGCCUCUUAUAAAGUCAUGUCCUGAAGCUUUAAAUGCUCCAAACAGAGCUGGAGUCACACCGCAAGACCUGCUGAACUGGCUGAGACAUUCAGAGGCCACAGACACGAACUGUCCACCUGAGACAGACCCUGAGAAGGAGUGGCAGGAAAAGCUGUUUGGUGAAUGCGUGGAUGAAUGUUUUGAGACCUUCGGAGCAUAUGAUGCUGAUGAUUAUCUGCCAGUUGAUGACGACGAGGAAGACUUUGGGGACUGGGUUGAUCGCAUCAGAAGAGAGUACUUGAAUAAAAAACAUGCUGAAGCUCAAAGGCUGGCAAGGUCGUCGUCUAGUUGGAAGAAAGAAAGCAGUAAACAAAAGAGAAAAGAAGGAAUGGAAACACACAAAGAGCUGCUCCGAAGACUGCAGAAGGAACACGAGGAGUACCUGGCCCGAGCUGUGCGGAAAGAAGAGGAGACUCGGCAGGGAAAGAAGCGUCGGUACGAGGAGAGGUGCGCCGCCACGUUUAACAGCGCUUCUGCAUCCGGCAGCUCAAAACUGAGGUACGGCGACAUCCCCUGGCCGGCUGCCAGAGGCACAGUCCAGGAGAUGGUGGACGUGAUGCUGCACGGAGUCGACCGAAAGGAUGCGGCGGCCUUUCGCAAAGCCGUGCGGAAACAACAAACUCUGUGGCACCCAGAUAAAUUUGCUCAGCGAUGCGAAGCUCGGUUAGAUGAGAAGGACAAACAGCGGAUUCUGGAUACAGUGACAGCUCUGUCACAGGAGCUCAACAAGCUGGCUCAGAGUCUGAGGACAUAAAAAACUUCAUAUGCUCUGCUGAAAAUGAGCCUAUUAAGACUCACUCUUAAUUCUCUUAUUUUUUAAAUGCCUAGAUGUCUGUGUUUGGAGUAAUUUAUACUGAAAGCUAUUGUUCUUGGAAGGCUUGUUUAAAAAAAAAAAAGAGCAGAGAGUGCAAGUUGCAUUACGUUGCAUACAAAUUAAGUGGGAUGAGCUCCUCUGAAUGCAAACAAAAACGCACUGAGUUUGUAUGUGUUGUCAAAUAAAUGAUCUCAGUUGUGCAGGACGCAGUAUAAAUUGA
Austrofundulus limnaeus is the source of this 1444-nucleotide messenger RNA. It is a transcript of the gene nfkbil1, whose product is annotated as nuclear factor of kappa light polypeptide gene enhancer in B-cells inhibitor-like 1. Gene Ontology annotation, biological process: negative regulation of canonical NF-kappaB signal transduction. The transcript is spliced from 4 exons. Lineage: Eukaryota; Metazoa; Chordata; Actinopteri; Cyprinodontiformes; Rivulidae. Bases 79 to 1164 code for a protein of 361 amino acids. Gene Ontology annotation, molecular function: protein binding. The record is from RefSeq and is a predicted model, not a curated record.